AGGGUCUUUGAGGACCCAAGAUAAGCCUUUAGUUUCAACCAUGGCUGCUCGGGCUGGGUGACCCAUUCCAUGGCACCCCUUGACAUCCUUCGAACAAAAUUAAUUACUAAAAAUAAAAUAACAGUGUAAGUAACUGGCAAAUCCAAGAGUCCAUGGAUGCUUUGUGGUUUGUAACUGCUUGGAUCGGAUAGACUAAUCCACAGAAGGAGUGAAUAGAAGUCCCCUUCGAGCUUGGAGCCGGCUGGUGUAACCAGAUCACGCUGUUAGGCUUCUCUCCGGAGGUCGCAAGAGGAGAGAUGGGGAUCGCGAGGAGUUCUGCUUCUCUUCUUUUGGCCUUCCUCUUCUCUCUUCUUCUCCAAAGACCCACCUUUGCUGCCAAAAAGUCUUAUGUUGUGUACCUUGGCGGCCAUUCUCACAACGGCGAAGAGGCCUCUUUGCAUGUCUCCAAGCGAGUGAGAGACUCUCACCAUGAGCUCUUGGCAUCAGUCUUGGGGAAUAAGGAGAAGGCCCAAGAUGCUUUGUUUUACUCCUACACACGGUAUAUCAAUGGUUUCGCAGCGAAUCUUGAAGAAGAAGAGGCAAUGGAGAUCUUAAAGUAUCCUGGAGUUCUCUCUGUGUUUCCAAACAGAGGGUACAAACUUCACACAACUUGGUCAUGGGAUUUUCUAGGCCUCGAGAGGGAAGGCAGAGUUCCAAAGGAAUCGUUAUGGACGAAGGCAAGAUUUGGCGAGGACAUCAUCAUUGGGAACCUCGACACCGGCGUGUGGCCAGAGUCCGAGAGCUUCAAGGAUGAUGGCAUGGGGCCAGUUCCAUCCAAGUGGAAGGGAAUCUGCCAGAUUGGAGAAGAUAAGAGCUUUUCAUGCAACAGGAAGCUGAUUGGUGCACGGUACUACAACGAAGGCUACGCAGCCGCGGCCGGCCCGCUCAACGCCACCUUCGAAACGCCGCGGGACAAAGACGGUCAUGGGACCCACACCCUCUCGACCGCCGGCGGUGGGUUCGUGCCCGGCGCCAACAUCUUUGGCUACGGCAACGGCACGGCCAAAGGCGGCUCCCCGCGGGCCCGCGUCGCGGCCUACAAGGUCUGCUGGCCGCCCAUCAAUGGGAGUGAGUGCUUCGACGCCGACAUCAUCGCCGCCGUCGAUGCAGCGAUACACGAUGGGGUGGACGUGCUCUCGGUGUCCCUCGGCGGGCAUUCCCCCAGCUACUUUCUCAACGGCAUAGCGAUCGGGUCGUUCCAUGCCGUCAAGAAUGGGAUCACUGUGGUCUGCUCGGCCGGCAACUCCGGCCCGCGCCGAGGUUCCGUCUCCAACACCGCACCAUGGAUAAUUACAGUAGCCGCUAGCACCAUGGACAGGGAGUUUCCAGCCUACGUCAACUUCAACAACAAAAGCAUUAAGGGGGAGAGCCUUUCUCAAAAAGGCCUGCCAGGAAACGAGCUCUAUCCAAUGAUAAGCUCCAAAGAAGCCAGAGCUUCAAAUGCCUCCGCGCAUGAUGCUGAGUUGUGUUACCUGGGUUCGCUCGAUCCUGAAAAGGUUAGGGGGAAGAUAGUCGUCUGUCUCAAUGGAAUUACUGCAAGAGUGGAGAAGGGUGAAGCCGUUCUGCAGGCUGGCGGCAGCGGGAUGGUCCUCGUCAAUGAUCAGAGCUCCGUAAAUGAAAUCAUAGCCGAUGCUCACGUCCUCCCAGCAACCCAUAUCUCUUAUAAUGAUGGCUUUUCUCUCUUCUCAUACCUCGAGUCCACCAAGUCACCACUUGGUUACAUUACAACCCCAAUAACACAGCUCGACACGAAACCAGCACCAUUAAUGGCAGCUUUCUCAUCUCAGGGGCCAAACACUAUCAAUGCUGAAAUCCUAAAGCCUGAUAUCACUGCACCAGGGGUUAGUGUUCUUGCUGCCUUCACAGGAGCUGCUGGACCAACUGGCCUAGCUUUCGAUACCCGACGUGUUGCCUUCAACUUACUUUAUGGCACUUCCAUGUCAUGUCCUCAUAUAUCUGGUGUCGUGGGCCUCCUCAAGAGUCUCCACCCAGAUUGGAGUCCUUCAGCUAUAAAAUCAGCAAUCAUGACCACUGCAACAACUCAGGACAACAUGGACGAGCCUGUGUUAAAUUCAUCCUAUGUUAAGGCUACACCAUUUAGCUAUGGAUCUGGUCAUGUGCAACCAAACCGUGCCAUGGAUCCUGGCUUGGUCUAUGAUUUAACAACAAAUGAUUAUUUGAACUUCUUAUGUGCUCUAGGCUACACCUCCACCCAGAUAGCAUUAAUCAGCAAUGACUCCUUCUUAUGCCCCUCUAAACCCCCAAAGCUUGAAGAUUUGAACUACCCUUCAAUCACCAUCCCUGAUCUCUCUGGCUCCAUCACUGUGACCCGCGCAAUGAAGAAUGUCGGAUCGCCAGGCACAUACAUCGUCCGUGUCAGAGAACCAAUAGGUAUUUCAGUGUCCGUGAAUCCAACAAGCUUAACAUAUGACAAGAUAGGGGAAGAGAAAAAGUUUGAGGUUACUUUGAAGGAAGGUCAUGCACCUACGGUUUAUGUUUUUGGAGAACUAAUAUGGUCUGAUGGGAAGCACUACGUGCAAACUCCUUUAGUAGUGAGUGCUGCAGGAUUGGAGCCUUAGCCAAGGAGCUGAAAAGUUUUUUAUAUUUUUUUAAAAAAAUUGUGAGCAGUUGUAGAAGCAAACUGGUGGUUUGAUUCAUUGGAAGAUGAAGUUAUUGGAUAGAGAUUGCUAUUUGUAUCAUUUGGAUCAAUUAAAGCAAUUAGAAAAUUGCUUCAGAACUAGUUCUCUGUAUUUCUUCAUCCUUCUCUUUCCUCUUAUUUUGUAGCUCAAAGGAUCAGACGGUCAGUAUCACUGAAAUUUUCUGAAA
This is a messenger RNA of Phoenix dactylifera (date palm), 2865 nucleotides long. The record is from RefSeq and is a predicted model, not a curated record. Lineage: Eukaryota; Viridiplantae; Streptophyta; Magnoliopsida; Arecales; Arecaceae.